Lolium rigidum is the source of this 1129-nucleotide messenger RNA. RefSeq names its product probable aquaporin TIP2-2. The record is from RefSeq and is a predicted model, not a curated record. The transcript has 3 exons. Gene Ontology annotation, biological process: water transport; transmembrane transport. The coding region runs from base 87 to 836 and encodes 249 amino acids. Gene Ontology annotation, cellular component: membrane. Gene Ontology annotation, molecular function: water channel activity. Lineage: Eukaryota; Viridiplantae; Streptophyta; Magnoliopsida; Poales; Poaceae.
AUAAGAGCUCACUCGGUUCUGUGAUCCGUAUUCUCAGCCAUCUCUUCUCUUCUCCUCCCCACUCAGUUCCGACGAUCCUAACCAAGAUGCCGGGCUGCAUCGCCUUCGGACGCUUUGAUGACUCCUUCAGCCUUGCCUCUCUCAAGGCCUACGUCGCCGAGUUCAUCUCCACCCUCAUCUUCGUCUUCGCCGGCGUCGGCUCCGCCAUCGCCUACACCAAGGUGAGCGGCGGCGCGCCGCUUGAUCCGUCCGGGCUGAUUGCGGUGGCGAUUUGCCACGGGUUCGGGCUGUUCGUCGCUGUCGCCGUCGGUGCCAACAUCUCUGGCGGCCACGUCAACCCCGCUGUCACCUUCGGCCUCGCCCUCGGCGGCCAGAUCACCAUCCUCACCGGCAUCUUCUACUGGGUCGCCCAGCUCCUCGGCGCCAUCGUCGGCGCCGUCCUCGUCCAGUUCUGCACCGGCAUGGCGACCCCGACACACGGGCUUUCCGCCGGCGUGGGCGCUCUUGAGGGCGUCGUCAUGGAAGUCAUCGUCACCUUCGGGCUCGUCUACACCGUGUACGCCACCGCCGCUGACCCCAAGAAGGGAUCCCUCGGCACCAUCGCCCCCAUCGCCAUCGGGUUCAUCGUCGGCGCCAACAUCCUCGUCGCCGGCCCCUUCUCCGGCGGGUCCAUGAACCCUGCUCGCUCCUUCGGCCCCGCCGUGGCCAGCGGCGACUUCACCAACAUCUGGAUCUACUGGGCCGGCCCGCUCAUCGGCGGUGGCCUCGCCGGCGUCGUCUACCGGUACCUGUACAUGUGCGGCGACCACACGGCCGUCUCCGGCGGCGACUACUAAGCCAGACGACGAGCUGAAGGGUGUGUGCGCCCAGUCACACAGUCUGUCCAUCGUUGUUUGGUUUCCAUAAUGUCGGGAACAUAAAAAAGUGCGCGCGUACGUGGUGGUCAGUCUCGCGAACGGAUGUGAAGAUCGUCAUGUAGUUUGGUUCAGAUCGAAGCCCUGGGAGGCUGUGGGUGAUGCAUGUUCCCUAUCUGUACUGUGAUGGAUGUCGUGAACUUGUUGGGGUUUCAGAAUUCUUCAGUCGAAUUUCCUUAUGCGAUUCAAUAAGAACAUUUCGGUUGUUUAAUGCA